Molecule: messenger RNA, 2667 nt
Organism: Panicum virgatum (switchgrass)
Lineage: Eukaryota; Viridiplantae; Streptophyta; Magnoliopsida; Poales; Poaceae
Product: disease resistance protein Pik-2-like
Exons: 2
Coding region: 205-2202 (665 amino acids)
Biological process (GO): defense response to other organism
Molecular function (GO): ADP binding
Source: RefSeq, a predicted model, not a curated record
GUCUCCGUCUGCGGGGUGGCUGGUGCUGGGAAAUCUUUUCUCGCCCAAGUCCUCCAUACCCAUUAUAGUCCUCGAGCUCAUGGUUGGCACCAUGGAAGCUACGUUGUUAAUGUACCCCAUCCGUUCGAUAUCACGGACUUCUGUGAGAGCUUGUAUCUUGAAAUCUUCUCAACACCACCAAAAGAAGGCGAAGAUAUCUUCCGGAUGUGUUGGAAACAUCUUGAGCAAAAACCGUGCCUUGUUUUUAUUGACGGCUUGCGGUCCAAGGAAGAUUGGGACUUGAUAGAAGCUAACUUGAUACCGGCUGUACCAUUGUUAUCUUUCCCUUUUGGAGGCUGUACCAUUGUUAUUACCAGGGAAGAAAGUGUUGCCAGACAUUGUGCAACGUCACCUGAUGCAGUGUGCCGGGUCAAAGGUCUAGAAGCUGAUGCGGCCCGUCAUCUCUUCCAGGACACCUUUAAACCUGACGGAAUCUCUAAGGGCGAUUCUAACAUGAUGGCUGAAGCAGAUCUUAUCAUAGACAAGUGUGGCAGACUUCCCAAACUAAUAGUUGCUUUAGCUGAGUACUUGGCCGAAGUACCAAACGUCAUACGGGAGGCCCGGCGUCUGAAUGCCAACUUUAUGUAUGCACUGAAGACGACCAGGAAGGGACUUGAUAGCUUCCGGGACGUAUUCACCUGGAUGUAUUCAAGAUUUCAGGCUUGUCAUCAACUACUCAGGAAAUGCAUCUUCUAUCUGUCACUAUUUACUCAAAGCAGUAUCAUUCGUCAGAAUCGUUUGGUGAGGCGGUGGAUUGCAGAGGGCUACUCUGAGGGCACUGACAGCAACAGCAUGGUGGAAUAUACAGAGAAGCUCAUCCACGAGCUUAUCACCAUUGGCAUGAUGGAGACACAUACCAAGGCCGGUGACAUGAGAAUGACUUCUUGUCAGAUCAACUCAUUGUUCCUGGACUACUUCAUCUCAAGGGAGAUGGAAGAGAACAUUUUCCUUCCACUAGAGGUCUCCGUACUGGUGCAGGACAGCACGAUGAACACACAACGUGCAGGACAACACCUGGCAAUAGGGAGCAGCUGGAAGAGGGACAAGUUUGUGUUUGAAAGCUUGGACUUCUCACGGCUGCGGUCUUUGACUGUAUCCAGAGAGUGGAAGCCAUUCUUCAUAUCUGACAGGAUGAGAGUGCUUCGAGUUCUCGAUCUGGAGGACACAAGUAUAACAGAUGAUGAUGUCGAAGAAAUAGUGAAGAAGCUGCCUCGCCUCAAGUUCCUCUCCCUGAGAAGAUGCACAAAGGUUUCUUGCCUGCCAGAUCUGUUAGGUAACCUGAGGCAGCUCCAAUCUCUGGACAUAAAGCACACCUCUGUGACUAAGCUUCCUAAGAGCAUCAUCAAGCUGCAGAAACUUCAGUAUAUUAAUGCCGGCACGAAGGUAGCGGCGUUGACUGACGACGAGCCCUCAACACCACGGAGGAUUAUUAGGCAUGGACAUGUUGUUGCUUGUGAUGGCGUCAUGGUGCCUGGAGGAAUUGGGGCACUGGUCGCCAUGCACACACUGGGUGUUAUCAACGUCAACACAAGAGGUGGUUGGGCCACCCUGAAGGAGCUCAAGAAUCUGACCCAACUCCAUAAGCUAGGAGUAUCUGGCAUCAGUAGGAGUAACUUCAAGGGGUUGUUUUCUGCUAUAGUGGGCCAUAACCAUUUGGAAUCCCUAUCGCUGCAGCUCCACAUGGACAAGGAUUUGGACUGGUUGGCUAAACUCACCCCUCCAGGGAACCUACAACGUCUCAAAAUACACGUACAUGUAGAAAAAUACGCACACUGGAGCUGCCUACAGGCCCUUGGGCAGGUGAGAAGGCUGCAGACCCUUAGCUUUCGUUUCAAAACGGAACAAGAUGUUGAGCUCCAGUUCAGUGACAUGAUGGACAGUGGCACCUGGUAUGCACCCAACCAAUUCUGUGAACUCAAGGUCCUCGAGAUAGCUUGCAGCUCCAACCUACAUGUCAAGUUCGCAGAAAAUGAGAUGACUGAACUUGAGCUGCUCAAGGUUCACUGCUUGGAAGGGUCGUCGCUCAAGUUUUCUGGGAUAGAGCGUCCAGCUAAACUCAAGUAUGUGUGGCUCAAGGGUUCUUUUGACGACACAGUCAAGGCAGAAUUGCGGCAGAAAGUUAAGCAGCAUCAGAACAAACAUCUUGAUUUGAAACUGGAGUAACAAUGUUUAUCCGGAUAAUGGUGGUUGCUGCAGGUCCACACUCUUCUGGCUGGUGCAUAUUAUUUUAUUUCUCUUUGUCCGAUCCUCUCAAUACUCUUUACUUCCUAUCUUCUCAACCAAAACUAGACAGGUAGUCACUCAAUUUCAAAUUCUCAAAUUGUAAGUAUCUAGAUGUAUUGUAUAUCUAAGUGUGUAGCAAGAACUAUGUAAGAAAAAUAAAGGCGAAACAAAGUGCAUAUUGACAUUAGUAAGCCUACAGCUAGUGUAUCUUGUAAUUUACUUUUACUCCAUCUAGUAGUUGCCUUGGCUUCCAAGUAAAUGAGAAAACUUGGCAUCCAAGUAGUCUAAGGCAUCUUUGCUUUAUGCAAGGAAUAUGCUAGGGGUAGUGGGUGGUCUGCUCUACAAAAGCAAGGCAACCGCACAUGGUCUGUAACUGAACCGAGAGCUUUGCUAUUUUCAAUUCAA